This is a messenger RNA of Linepithema humile (Argentine ant), 1110 nucleotides long. RefSeq names its product protein takeout-like. Lineage: Eukaryota; Metazoa; Arthropoda; Insecta; Hymenoptera; Formicidae. The record is from RefSeq and is a predicted model, not a curated record.
CACUUCUAAUUCACUAUGCUGUUCACGGAUAAACUUACAACAAACAAGAUGCUCUACGCAAUUUGUGCAUUCAUCGUUGUAGUGUUUGCAUUUAGUGCAGCAGAACAAGUGCCUCUUCCGCCUAUCACCAUCUGUAAACGAAAUUCAGAUAAUUACUCUGACUGUUUAAAAGCUGCGAUAAAGGAAGCAUGGCCACAAUUCGUUAAAGGGCUUCCAGAAUUCGAUUUUCCAUCCUUGGAUCCAAUAACUUUUGAAUUUGGUAAUGCAGUAUUCGAUAACGGUCCAAUACACGGAGUGGUAAACGUAUCAAAUUUCAUUAUUGAGGGUUUUGCAAAAACACGUUUUUUGGGUGUGAGAUCGCAUUUUGACGAUAAAAUUUUUCAAUUGGAUAUUGACAUACAAAUACCACAAAUAGCAGGUUCUGGUGAAGUUAACGCAGUAGGCAUUCUAGGAGGAUUCAGAAUGGGUGGCAACGGGCUCGUCAACGUAACUUUGGAAGAUCUCCAUGGAACAUGGAUCAUGAAAGGCCACGUAGCAAAUGAUACAUGGACUGUAGAAGAUUAUUAUGCAGCUCCUUCACCUAAAAACAUGAAGGUGUAUUUUGAAAAUUUAUUCAACGGCAAUAAAGAGCUCAAUGAUCUUGCCAUGGUUUUUGUAAAUGAAUAUUGGCCGUUAUUAUAUCGAAUAAUAAUACCGAUAGGAGCCGACACAUGGAACCCGUGGUUGUGCGAUUUGGUCAAUCGUUUCUUUUCUAAAGUUUCUUUUAAGGAAAUAUUUCCAUAAUACUUAAAUACUUUUAUUCAUUAAAAAAUUAAUUUGGACUUUGCGAAAAAUUUAGUAUGCAUUCAAUCAUGCAAAUGCAAAAAUUAGAUCAAAUAACAAAAAUUUUAGGUUCAAAAAAUUGUAAGUUACAUUUAAGUAAUCGGUUAUUUGUAAGUCGCGUGUAAAAUUGUAUGUCUCGCACAAUUUUAAUCAUAAGAACAAAAAUUAUUACAAUAUAUCUAAGUAAUCUUCACUUUAUCGCAUUUUUAAAGAUGUUUUCAUAUGUUAGUAAAAAAACACUAGUGUAUUAAAUAUACAAAAAAAAAUAAAUACAUAAAGUUUUUGUUA